AUGUCUCUCUCAGGUCCUUCAGAAAUAUCCCUCCCUUUAUGCUCCCAACCCAUGGCGGCCGAGCAGGGCGUAUCCCACACCACCAAUACCGAGACGCCACCCCGACCGAAACAGGCUGGGUCUCACUUCCUCAACCUACCAAUGGAGCUCAUCAUCCAAAUGGCAGCCGACUUCCUCCCGCGCAGAGAUCAGUACCGGCUGCUACAAACGUGCACAGCUCUGCGCCUCAUUCUCCGGUCCCGCUUCCGCAGCUUCCUCCUCGGCCCAGUCGACCCGCGGCAGCAACUCGAAUACCUCCAGCUGCGCGCGAGCACGGCGCCGUACCACUGGGUCUGCGAAGAGUGCUUGGACCUGCACAUGGUCAGCGUGAAGGACAGCGAGGCGGACAGUCCCGUCAAUUCCCAUCCCCGCUGCCCGCUCCGCGAGCUCCACUCCACCGCAGUAUCGUCCCGGCCGAAGCGGCCUAUCUUUCAUUCGCUGUCGUACGACUUCUACGGCUUCCAGCUGCAUCACCGCUUCGUCCAACUGGCACUCAAGUGGGAGCGCAUGGGUGGCGCCAAGGGCGGCCGCUUCGGCGCGCACCUCCGCAGACUGCUCUCUGGCCACGGGCCCGUCAAGCUACAGGACGAGGACCUUGGGGUUCAUAUCGAGCGGUUGGGCGCCGAGCCAUGGGAGGAGAUCACGUUCCGCUGCCGGGUGCGGGUCGUCGGCGGCCGGUUCAUGCUCGAGACGCGAUACGACUUCCUGUCCCGCCCCGUGUGGCCCGAUAUCCAGGCGGCACUCUUCUUGUGUCCCCACCAGAGCUGGCUGGCACCGAGAACGUUCGAAUUCCAGAUGCUCCAUUCCAUCGGGAACACCGAGUGGAUACGCGAGGCCCUGAACGCCCGGUGCAGCGCCCUCGCCGAGUCCAUGAAGGCGGUGGAGGAGAAUAGGGCGGCUUCCGUGGCGCUCUCGUGCCCGUACUGCCCGACGGACAUUCGGGUGACCUUUGUCGAGAUGAGCAACCGCAUGCUGCUCCGGGCCCACGCUUACCACGACUUUUGCGGAGACUCCUUGCCGACGGACUUGGACUGGCACAAAUGGGACCUUUCGACCGACAGUGACGGUAAGCCCUUGAUGGAAUCGUCGCACAAGCCAGGAGGCGUCAAGCAGCUCUGGGAUAUGGGCGAUUCAGUGAAUUGA
Cordyceps fumosorosea ARSEF 2679 is the source of this 1182-nucleotide messenger RNA. RefSeq lists its product as hypothetical. The coding region runs from base 1 to 1182 and encodes 393 amino acids. The transcript has a single exon. The record is from RefSeq and is a predicted model, not a curated record. Lineage: Eukaryota; Fungi; Ascomycota; Sordariomycetes; Hypocreales; Cordycipitaceae.